AUGAGCUUCCUUGAGCGAUUCUUCCUUGGAGACGACGAGAAGACCGCGACGAAUACCGCCUAUAUGGGGAUCGAGGAAGAUUCCGCCGUUCUCUUCCCCGUCCCCAAUCUCUCCCCCGUCGCCGAUUCAAUCGUCCAUCGAUGCUCUAGGAUUCUUAUGUUGUCAAUCGAUCAGUUGCACCAAUCUUUUGAGGCUGAAGUACCCGAGCAUUGGAGGCAACCAAAGGAUUAUGCUAGGAACCUUGUGGAAUAUUGUUCUUAUAAAGCUCUUCGUAUCGAAGCUAAGCGCUUGGAUCAUCUGAAUGAUAAGGAGUUUUCACUUUUAACAUUUGAUAUGAUGCUUGCCUGGGAAGCACCUGAUACAGAUACUGAAUCUUUACUAAAAGAAAAAGUUUGCUCAAGUAAUCCAGAAUCUGAGGAUGAUGAUGAUGAUGAUGAUGAGGGGUCAUUGUUUUAUGAAAGUGCAACGAGAACGGCCAGUCAGAUUGAUGGAAAGAAGACUGUUGGACUGGAGGCUUUUGCCCGGAUAGCUCCUGCUUGUGCUGCUGUAGCUGAUCCAAUCACUGUUCACAAUCUCUUUGAUGCACUUACUAGCUGUUCAGGCGGUCGACUCCAUUAUCUUAUAUAUGACAAGUACCUCAAAAGCUUAUACAAAUUGCUUCAAUCAAUGAAGAAUGUAUCAGGAAAAUCUAACAAUUACAAGUUUAACCUAACUGAUGGGGAAAUUAUAUUAGACUCUGACACUAAAUCUGUUAUGCAACAUAAUGGGACAUCAACAAAACCUGGAAGGCUGACACUCACUAGCCAUGCUCUAUAUUUUGAAGCAUCAGGGAUUGCUUCAUAUGACAAAGCAGUCAAAUAUGACUUGUCCAAGGACUUGAGGCAGGUCGUUAAGCGUGAGUUAACUGGGCCAUGGGGCGCUCGUCUUUUUGAUAAGGCCGUCAUGUACAAGUCAGAUUCUGUUGCAGAGCCCAUUUUCUUAGAAUUUUCCCAAUUCAGUGGUCAUUCACACAGGGAUUACUGGUUUUCAAUCAUUCAGGAAGUUCUUAAUGCACAUAAAUUUAUAAGGAAGUACAAAUUGAAAAGGUUUCAAAAGGAAGAAGCUCUUUCUAAGGCAAUUUUAGGCAUUUUCAGAUAUCGUGCUGUGAAAAAUCCUUUUCAUAGCACACUCUCACAUUUUAAGAGUAUACUUGCUUUUAACUUAGCUGAAAAACUUCCAAAAGGAGACAAAAUCUUGGAAGCUUUAUAUAGCCACUUGGAGCUGAUGCAGAUGGAAUUUCAGAAUCAUGCUGGCCUUCUGGCUAUAUCAGAGGAGAUGCCCUUAGUUGGUCCACUACCAGAUUCACUAUAUGCACUUACAAGAAUGGGCUUUUCGCUACUGAGGAAGGAAGAUAAUCCAGCGAAUGAUAUUUUGGUUGGUAAUGUUCAUGUUGGUAAGACAUGUCCACUACAAACUGCUGUCAGAGAAUCAUUUUGCUAUUCCAACAGCGUUGAGGCAGCACGCGCAACAUUUUAUCAGGUCAAAGUAGAGGACAUAAAUACAAACUUAGCUGUGAUUAAGGUAGUUUACAUUUAUGCUGAAUAUGAAAUCUUUGAUGAUUUUUGGGGUUGGAUCUGGUACACCAUGCCAUGCAUUUUCUUUUCUCUUGCUCUUUGCAUGUUCUGGCAUAAACAUCAUAAUAUCGGAAAACCCGCCGAAGUGUUCAGAGUUUCACCUCCACCAAGUAGGAGUGCAGUCGAGUUAUUAUCAAUGUUACAAGAUGGAGUAUCUCAGCUUCAAACAAACGUCCAAACAGGAACUAUCGCUCUUCUUAAGCUAAGAGCUCUCCUUUUAGCAUUUCCUCAGGAUUUGGAUUUCAAGACGACCCCCCAUGUUGCUGCUUCCUUGGUCAUUGUGGCAGUAGCUUUCUCCAUGGCGCCUUUCCGAUACCUUCUAGCUCUAGUGCUUCUUGAGGUUUACACAAGAAGGAUGCCGCUGAGGAAACCGAGCAGUGAGAAGUUGGAAAGGAGGGUCAAGGAAUGGUGGAGUCGCAUUCCUGCUGCUCCAAUUCAGAUUGCCAAUCCUGAAUACAACAACUCAAGAUGA
This is a messenger RNA of Zingiber officinale, 2085 nucleotides long. RefSeq lists its product as uncharacterized. The transcript has 10 exons. The record is from RefSeq and is a predicted model, not a curated record. NCBI's taxonomy places the organism in Eukaryota, Viridiplantae, Streptophyta, Magnoliopsida, Zingiberales, Zingiberaceae. The coding region runs from base 1 to 2085 and encodes 694 amino acids.